GCAGCUCCCCAGGAGCCCCCUGCUCGGUCUCCCCAGGCAGGCAGUGGAGUUGGCCCAGCCCCUGGGCGCACCAUGCGCGGCACCACGCUACUGGCACUGUUGGCGCUGGUCCUGCUCUACUUGGUGUCUGGUGCCCUGGUGUUCCAGGCCCUGGAGCAGCCCCACGAGCAGCAGGCCCAGAGGGAGCUGGGGGAGGUCCGAGAGAAGUUCCUGAGGGCACAUCCCUGUGUGAGCGACCAGGAGCUGGGGCUCUUCAUCAAGGAGGUGGCUGAUGCCCUGGGAGGGGGUGCAAACCCAGAAACCAACUCGACCAGUAACAACAGCCACUCAGCCUGGGACCUGGGCAGCGCCUUCUUUUUCUCAGGGACCAUCAUCACCACAAUUGGAUACGGCAACGCGGCCCUGCGCACAGAUGCUGGGCGCCUCUUCUGCAUCUUUUAUGCACUAGUGGGAAUCCCACUGUUCGGGAUCCUGCUGGCAGGGGUCGGGGACCGGCUGGGCUCCUCCUUGCGCCGAGGCAUUGGCCACAUCGAAGCCAUCUUCCUGAAGUGGCAUGUGCCACCGGAGCUGGUGCGAGUGCUAUCAGCGAUGCUCUUCCUGCUGAUCGGCUGCCUGCUCUUUGUUCUCACGCCGACGUUCGUGUUCUGCUAUAUGGAGGACUGGAGCAAGCUGGAGGCCAUCUACUUUGUCAUAGUGACGCUCACCACCGUGGGCUUUGGCGACUAUGUGGCCGGCGCCGACCCCAAGCAGGACUAUCCAGCCUACCAGCCGCUCGUGUGGUUCUGGAUCCUGCUUGGCCUGGCCUACUUCGCUUCGGUGCUCACCACCAUCGGGAACUGGCUGCGAGUAGUGUCCCGCCGCACUCGGGCAGAGAUGGGCGGCCUCACGGCGCAGGCUGCCAGCUGGACUGGCACAGUGACCGCACGGGUGACCCAGCGAGCCGGGCCCACUGCCCCGCCGCCAGAGAAGGAGAAGCCACUCCUGCCUCCACCGCCCUGUCCAGCGCAGCCGGUCAGCAGGCCGCGGUCCCCUGCGCCCCCCGAGAAGGCCGAGCCGCCUUCCCCGCCCACGGCCUCAGCCCUGGAUUACCCCAGCGAGAACCUGGCCUUUAUCGACGAGUCCUCGGACACGCAGAGCGAGCGCGGCUGUGCGCUGCCUCCCGCGCCGCGGGGUCGCCGCCGCCCCAACCCCUCCAGGAAGCCUGCGCGGCCCCGGGCCCCCGGGCGGCCCCGAGACCAAGGCGCGCCGGUGUAG
This is a messenger RNA of Cynocephalus volans (Philippine flying lemur), 1254 nucleotides long. It is a transcript of the gene KCNK4, whose product is annotated as potassium two pore domain channel subfamily K member 4. The coding region runs from base 73 to 1254 and encodes 393 amino acids. Gene Ontology annotation, cellular component: plasma membrane. Lineage: Eukaryota; Metazoa; Chordata; Mammalia; Dermoptera; Cynocephalidae. The transcript has 6 exons. Gene Ontology annotation, biological process: stabilization of membrane potential; potassium ion transmembrane transport. Gene Ontology annotation, molecular function: outward rectifier potassium channel activity; potassium ion leak channel activity. The record is from RefSeq and is a predicted model, not a curated record.